Molecule: messenger RNA, 1602 nt
Organism: Tremella mesenterica DSM 1558
Lineage: Eukaryota; Fungi; Basidiomycota; Tremellomycetes; Tremellales; Tremellaceae
Exons: 6
Coding region: 1-1602 (533 amino acids)
Source: RefSeq, a predicted model, not a curated record
AUGAUACUAUUACCGUUCUUAUCAAUAUCAGCUUUACUGACACUGGUAUCUGCUUUCAGCUUCUCUUUCUCGACUUCGGAUUUGGUUUCAUGUGGACAAGUAACGGUGAGAUGGCAGGGCGGUAGUCCACCUUUCAGUCUCACCAUAUUGCCAGCUUACGAUUAUCCUGUGAAUGUGUCAUUACCUUCUUCGGCGUGGGACGGAUCUGCGGGUUCGUAUAGUUGGACCAGCUCACCUCUAGACCCAGCAAAGACUCAGCUGGUAGCAAUGAUGUCCGACUCUACUGGCCUGGGUGUAGGUACCUUCAUCACUUCUGCCCUGUUUCCCAACCCGACUACUGCUAAAUAUAGAUUCUACCUGAAUGAGACGAGCGUGAACCAAUGUGAAAACGUACAGAUCUACUGGGACAAAUCGGCCGUAGCGCCUGUCCGGAUCAUAGGAGCUAUUCCUGGUGGUCAGGUCUUUCAGUUCGUCGCCCAAACCUCGACUUCUUUAGCAUGGAAGACAAACAUCGCUGCUGGCACUCAAUUCCUACUGGCCGCUUUCGAUGCAGGCAGCAAUGGUCAAGGAGGCUCAUCUGCUCUCUUGACGGUGGGAGGCUCGUCCGACAGUACAUGUCUAGAUGACUCGUCACCAUCAUCUACCCCAGCAUCCUCUCCUAGUAACACUGCGUCAUCGACAUCAGGUGGGGGUGUAAAGACAGUCACUGCGAUUGCUACAUCAGUACCAGGAGCGGCUGGUCUGAGCGCUGGAGCUAUAGCUGGUAUCGUCGUCGCCGCCGUCGUUUGCGUCAUUAUCCUCCAAGCCGCUCUAUUAUGGUUCUGCUGUCGACGUCAGAUCGCAGCUCUACGACUCCAUCGUAAACAAAUGCGAGGUCGAGAAGUCAAACCUGAUGGCGAUGUCGAUCUCGUCUCCACCAUCCACGGCAGUGUACGAGACGACGACGCCAGUAUGCACUCUGUCCCCAACUCGCGUGCUCACCGAUUAUCAGACGUUCGAACGUAUGCCACUUCUGCUCGAAUCGGUCAAACAGGACGUUCGAGCGUGGAUGAUAGAUACGAUGCAGAAUCUUCCAUUUCACCAUUCAUGGAUGGACCGAGAGUUCCAGGUCUUAUGGAAUCCAUACCCAAUUCACCUAAUCGACCCUACUCCUCGACUCCGUGGGAUUCUCCUGGUUCUUCCAACAUACUCACGGAUCCUCCUCGUUUACCUCAUAUCCGUACAGGUUCUCUCUCCUCGAAUACCUCCCUCAGACAGCCCCUAAUGGGAACAGAUGAACCUCUUUCCGCUCAAGCAAGACGUAUUUCCGUAUGGAAUCAACCUCAGAUGACCGGUUUUGCAAGUGGAAGUGGGAACGCGAGUCGAGGCCCUCAACCUGGAACAAAAGCCCACAUGGCAGCCACGAUGUCUGCCACCAACCCGGAUCACCGAGAUCCUCUGGACGGAAUGAGGUUACCACCCCAGAACGCCCCUCCUCGAGGGUUCAGAAGACAUGAGGAUGCUGGACCGGCUGAUGCGGUCGAAGAUGGGAUGGAAGAUCUUCCGCCAAUGUACGACGCUUCGUGGGAGACUAGGUCGGAGAGGGGAGGAGAAUCGAGAUGA